Molecule: messenger RNA, 2013 nt
Organism: Mycosarcoma maydis (corn smut)
Lineage: Eukaryota; Fungi; Basidiomycota; Ustilaginomycetes; Ustilaginales
Exons: 1
Coding region: 1-2013 (670 amino acids)
Source: RefSeq, a predicted model, not a curated record
AUGCCGCAAGCAAAGCCAUCCAAGUCGGCCAAGGCUUCUAAGACAGCCAAGGCUAUCUUGCAUCCGAAAUCGACCAUUGCUGCAGCCAUGACCAAUCAUGGUCAACGUGCCAGUACCGAUUCGGCGUCGAGUCAAGACGCGCCAUCGCUAGCAAAGUCGUCCGCUUCUUCGAUCAGAAAAGCAGCUUCAAACGCGUCCAUCUCCCCAAACACAGCCAAACCGCUGCCCGAUGCCCCUUCGUCGACCAGCAGCCCAACUGCAGCGAACACAGCUCCGGCUCCGGAUGUGCUUACUCCAGCUACAAAUGCAGAUAUACUGAGCAUGAGGCUGCCAGCCACGAGUGAACCAAAGUCUGUAAUCCCUGUAUCGCUUCCACCUUCUAUCGCACAAGCAUCUAUGGAUUUAGCGUCGGCUGCUCCUACACCCGCCGCCACUGCCUCGUCAACAAAGGUCAGCGCAACUCCUUACGCUAUUAAUGACCAUUUCGACGUUUCUGAAAGCGCCAUCAAGACAGCGGCUGCAAAUGAGUCUGUCGAACGCAAUUCGUCAGUUUUGAGCCGCACGGACACGAAAGGGAGCGAGAGCUUUGCCUCGGAGGUGGCGGCGGUGCUUGCAGGAUCAGAUCCAGAACCUGAUGCUGAGCUUGUACCAGAAGCUGUAGUAGCUCCCUCUUUGGUUAGCGAUGCCAUCAUCAACAAAGCUGCUUCGGCUAACAUAGAGACAAACGCCUCGUCGCAGCCCGCAACUGCUGUAACCCAGCAAGAAGAAGCGUCACUAUCGACCAAGCAGGUCAUCACCACCGCCGCUGCCGCCGCAAAAGUUGCCACGUAUACCCCCCCGGAACUCACUCGACUUCAACACAACGCAUUCGUGUCUCGACCUACGGAUGUGUCGCGCUCUCUGCUGGGCGACUUGGAUGCGUCAGCCAUGCCUGCGCCGCUGCAGCCACUGAAUCGGCAGAAGGGCCUCGUGCGCUUGCCCAGCCAUGUGGUCAUCUUUGGUUGGAUGGAUGCUCCCAUCCGACUCGUGGCCAAGUAUGCGCAACCAUACACCGUGCUUUUCCCUGACGCUACCGUGUUGAUCGUACUGUCCGACGGCAAGAGCUAUCUUGCGCGAGAGGCUGUCAGGAGAGAGCAACUGCAGCUCGUCAUCGACGAGAUCUCUGCGACCGUUGCGGACGAAAAGGCGAGCGGGGGCAUCGAGACGAAAGAUGUAGGUGAUUCGACAGUCACCUUGAUCGACCACAGCGAGGCUCGAUCGGCCUCAUCUGAGCAAGGUGGCGAUGCAGUGCCGCAGCAAGGUGGAUUCGUGAUUCACAGCUUCUCGGACGGAGGCGCAAGUAACCUUGCGCUUUUCCUCGACCAAAUGAGCCGUCGGAAGGGAGCUUCGCCACCAGUGCAUUCGCUCAUCAUGGAUUCGAGUCCCGGAAAAGCGAAUCCCAAGACGGGCUCGGUGGCCUUCACGAUGCAUCUGGCGAAUCGACCACGCUUGAGGGCCUUCGUGCGCUUCUUUGUCUAUGUUGGACUUUACCUGCUCCAGAUCUGGACAAAGGUGACAGGCAAACCGGGCAGAGGAGAGCUGAUGAGGAAGCGAUUGAACUCGUUGAGGAGCUGGAGCUGGGUGACGGCGUCUUACACCUCUAGGAGGCAGCCAGACCCGAACCCGACCAACACCAAGGCCGAGGCCGAGGCAGGGUACCCUCCGAGGAUGUACAUGUACACCACGGCAGACAAGCUCAUCCCAUGGCAGUUUGUCGAAGAGCACGCCGAACAGCUCGCAAGUCUCCGAAACACUCGGCCGAGGUUGGUGGAGAUGGAGAAGCAGCAAGACAGACAGGCGCUGCUUCGUUCAGCUCAAUCAGGAACAGAAAAGGAGCACGACGGAUCGGCCGAAUACAAGGUUGAAUUGAGGAGAUGGGACACUCCGCCUCAUUGCAGCAUCGGUCGCUCCGACUUUGAAGGAUAUUGGGCUGCCGUCAUGGAUUUCUAUGCCAACGUGCUCAGUCGAAACUAG